UAAUUCUCGAUAGAUGUCGCCGUUUCUCCAAAAAUAUUCAGAUAACCUUCAAGUGAUUUUGUCAAUUGAAUUGAUAACAAGUUUAGAUUACGGCCUAGCCUCCUGAAAGUCCAAGUUGUCGUCUUCGGAGUGAGACAUAUUUACUUCAAAAUGAAUUCUGUAAAUAGGAUUUUAAGUUUGGGUUCAGCAAUUCCGAAGAAUGCAAGAUUGAUCACUACCAGUGGAGCAAAACUAAAUGCUGAAGAUGGUUGGCUGUCCAAGCUGUUGGUGCGGAAGAUAGAACCUACGAAGGAGUCUCACAGUCGUAUGCUAAGUGACAAGGAGAUUGUAUAUGCGCUUCAUACGCACAACAUUAGACCGGACAGCGUAGAUAAAUAUUUGAAGAACUACAAAACUUCAUCAGAGUUUGUCCACUCUCACAAGGAAGACCUAGGAUGCGAGUUGGUAGGAUCAUGGACAGUGUCCGUCGGAGACAUGGACCAGGCCCUGCACCUCUGGCGUUACACUGGAGGCUUCGAGAAGAUAGACAAAGCAAAGAUUUUAUUCAAGGAGUCUCCUGAAUACUCGGCACUGGAAAAAGAGCGUGGUGGCUACGUCCGCUCGAGACACUUGCAGUACUUGCUCGCCUUCAGCUUCUGGCCCUCAGGAGAGCCCCGUGAGCGCAGCAACAUCUAUGAAAUACGGUCCUACAGCCUGAAGCCAGGCACCAUGAUCGAAUGGGGCAACAACUGGGCUCGCGGCCUAUCCUACAGGCGCGCGCAGAACGAGGCCUUCGCUGGAUACUUCUCACAGAUCGGCAGGCUUUACAAUGUUCAUCAUAUCUGGUGCUACAAGGACCUGCAGGCCCGGCGGGAAACCCGCGACCGCACCUGGCGCAACCCGGGCUGGGACGAGUGCGUCGCAUACACCGUGCCGCUCAUCCGCGAGAUGCACUGCCGCAUCCUCGAGCCCACGGAGUUCUCCCCCACCCAGUAACGCCC
Molecule: messenger RNA, 980 nt
Organism: Cydia amplana
Lineage: Eukaryota; Metazoa; Arthropoda; Insecta; Lepidoptera; Tortricidae
Gene: Nipsnap
Product: protein NipSnap
Exons: 6
Coding region: 151-975 (274 amino acids)
Cellular component (GO): mitochondrion
Source: RefSeq, a predicted model, not a curated record